Molecule: messenger RNA, 3417 nt
Organism: Thlaspi arvense
Lineage: Eukaryota; Viridiplantae; Streptophyta; Magnoliopsida; Brassicales; Brassicaceae
Source: the annotation of a GenBank genome assembly
AUGCCACGAAAACCUAGACGUAAUGUGCCGGAGAUUUUAUGGAGGCUAUUCGAAAAUAGAGCUAGGAAUCUAAAGGACGCAAUAGUAGAUCUGAUUACUGGCCGGGAAAUCCAGCCGGAGCAAUGCCGUUGCCGGGGCCAAGGUUGUCUCGGUUGCAGCCGCGAUAAACCGUCCUUUCUGUUGCGUCCCGAUGAUCCCAUUCACUACCGUAAACUUCUUCACCGCUGCUCCGUAGUAACUCACGAACAAACCCCUCCGCUUCUGGAUUUCAGGCCAACGUCUUGGUGGUCACAGAGAGAGAUUGUCGAAAAGACUAUUGAAAUGAUGGAAUCUGGAUGCGAUUGCCAAAAUGUGAUAUGUGCCAGAUAUGACAAGUAUGAUCAGACCAGCCCUAUUCUGGAGUUAUUGUCAAGUUCAUCCUGGGAGUUUCUUCUCAAACGGGUCGGUCAUGAUUUCAUGGUGUAUCUACUACAGAACACAUCAAUAUUCUUACCAUUUCAAGGAAGGAAACACCAGCAAGUGUCUGGACCUCCUCUAUGUAUCAAGCAAAAGGAGACAUUGACAGUCCACGAAAACAAAAGAAAGAGGGAUGACGACGCUCAUCCAUCAAAGAAGAGGCAGCGGUUUUCUCCUGCUGUCAAUGACUGUCCUAAGGAUAACUCUGAAGCUGUUACGUCCAUAGUUUCGGUGGAUGUAGGCCAACAUAGGGAGCAAAAACCCAGUAAGCGUUCAAGAUUGUAUCUUAAGCGUCGGCGAAAACUGAGAAAUGUCAAUCGCCAAAAAGUUGACAGUGAUGCACCUUGUGUAACUUCUUGUACGAAUGGUAAAUCCUCAACUGGGAAUGAAGCUGAUGAACGGAAUCCGAACAUCAGUAUAAAUGGAAGUCUCACUGACUCUGCAAAGCAGGCUAAACAGGUGAAAAGAAAGAAGCAGUUCAAGUUUGCCAACUCGGAAACGUUUUCAGUUAUACCACCAAAGCACAUUUUGAAAACAUUAAAGCCCAACUGCUCUGAUUCAAAGUCCCUAAUGAACCAUAUAUUUGGUGAAGUAAAUGCUUGGUCAACGGCGCCAUCUCAUGGCAAAGGCAAUUGUCCCAGUGGAUCUAUUUGCUUAUAUCACUCAUUGCUCAAGUCUCUUAAAAGCCUAAUUGGCAAAACAAAGUCCUCUCAUUUGAAAACGUUACUAGAUAAACACUGUCCUGUUCUCUUGCUGCAUGAGGAUGCGUUGAAGUCUGCAAAUGCGAAUUCCCAGAGUUCCUGGAUGAAAAAUUCAGAUAAGCUGCCUCAUGGAUCAAGUUCACAGAAGGGCAAAAUCAACUGUCCCAGUGUUGAAGAAACAAAGCUGUAUUGCACGAAAGACCAAGUUGUUUCCUUCAUAUGGGCCAUCUGUAGGUACAUUAUUCCAGAAAGUUUGCUUGGGACCAAUCAUCAGACGAGGGUGCUUAGAAGAAACAUAGCCUGGUUUGUUUCUAGGCGAAGAAAUGAGAUAUGCACAGUGAAUCAGUUUUUGCAUAAAGUGAAACCAUCAGAUUUCACUUUCUUUGCCAGUAAACAGUUAUGCUGUAUGGUCAACGGGCAUGAACUCCAGAAUGAGUCCAUCAGAAGUACACAGCAGAUGUUGUGCACGAAAUGGAUUUCUUGGCUUUUCUUAGAGAUUGUCAAGAAAUUGGUGCGCUUCAACUUCUAUGCUACUGAACGUCAAGAAGGUCGGCUAAACAUUUACUAUUACCGGAAAUGCAACUGGGAAAGGUUAAUAAGCAAAGAAAUUAGCAAAAACCUUGAUGGAUAUGUCCAAGUGGACGAUGCUGAAGCUGAGAGUAGAAGGACAAAGCUGGAGUUAUUGAACUUUAGAUUUCUACCAAAGGCAAACGGUGUGAGGAUGUUGUUAGAUUUCAGUUCCUCGUCAAGGUUGCAAUCUCUUCGUGACACACAUGCAGUUUUGAAGGAUAUUCAGCUCAAAGAACCAGAAGUCCUUGGGUCUUCUGUUUUUGACCAUGAUGAUUUCUACAGGAACCUAGGCCCAUAUCUGAUCCAUUUGAGAAGUCAAUCUGGAGAACUUCCUGCUUUGUUCUUUGUGGUUGCGGAUGUAUAUAAAGCAUUUGAUUCAAUCGAUCAGGGUAAGCUGCUUGAUGUCGUAAACUGUGUCCUGAAAGAUGAACACAUCUUGAACAGAUGUAGAUUGGUCUGCUGUGGGAAGAGAUCGCGUUGGGUAAACAAUAUACUAGUCUCGACUGACAAAAAUGCUACCAUUUCAAGAUUCACAUCACAUGUUCCAUAUAACGCUCUGCAUAGUAUCAUGGUUGAUCAGGGAGAAGACCAUGUAGUGAGGAAAAAGGAUCUCAUGCUCUGGAUAGAAAAUAUGCUAAAGAACAACAUGCUGCAGUUGGAUAAAAGCUUCUAUGUACAAGUAGCUGGAAUACCACAGGGACACAGGUUAUCAUCUUUGUUAUGCUGUUUUUACUACGGGCACCUCGAGAGGACUUUGAUCUACCCGUUCCUCGAGGAAGCAUCUAGAGAGGCGUCUGCUAGAGAAUGCAAUAGAGAGAAAGAGCUAACCACUCCCCUGAGCUACAAGUUACUGAGAUUUAUCGAUGACUACCUCUUUGUGUCUACCUCAAGAGAUCAGGCCACUAGCUUCUAUCAGAGGUUGAAGCAUGGAUUUCCAGAUUACAACUGCUUCAUGAACGAAAAGAAAUUCUGCAUAAAUUUCGAAGAUGGAGAAGAAUCUAGGAGUUCUUCUAACAGGAUGUAUGUGGGUGAUAAUGGAGUUCCUUUUAUCAGAUGGACGGGUUUGCUUAUUAAUUCCCGCACGUUCGAAGUUCAAGUUGACUACACAAGUCUAAUUUUGGCACUCAAAUCCAUGGAAACCAGGUACUUGAGUGGCCAUAUAAGCUCAACCUUUUCGGUAGCCUGGCAGAACAAACCAGUCGGAAAUCUUAGGCAUAAAUUGUGUUACUUCUUGGUCCCCAAAUGUCACCCCAUUCUCUUUGACUCGAACAUCAACUCGGGAGCAAUUGUCAGGUUAAACAUCUAUCAGAUCUUUCUGUUAGCUGCAAUGAAGUUUCACUCUUAUGUCUACGAGUUGUCCCGGUUUUGGAAGCUGCAUCCUCAGUCUCUGUCCCAAUUCAUCACAAGAUCUAUCAGGUACAUGUUCAAACUCAUAAAUCGAAGGAUGCACAGAAUCAACACUGGUUCUAGUUUCAGACCAGUUCUUAAACUUUACAAAGAAGAAGUGAUGUGGCUUGGAUUACACGCCUACAUUCAAGUACUGAAGAAGAAGAACUCCAGGUAUCGAACCCUAUUGAACUACCUGAAAUGUGCACUUUCGAAACACAAUCUUUCUCUGAAUAUAUCGCCGGAAUUGGAGUAUGCAAUGGACCGCUCAAACUCAUUUUCGCUGUGGAAAUUGAGGUACUGA